AACCUACUGCACAUCAAAAUCGUUGCUCCGCACCACAACGGAAGGCACAUCCUAGAAAAGAAUGUAUGUAUAUAAUGAAGUGAGAAAGUUACGUAGAGGAGCAAUAUGGAAUGUGAGAGCAUGACUAAAAGAGGAAUAGCUCGAAAAGUCAUUAAUAAUGAUCUCUAUAUGAAUGGUAUAAGUAAAACUAGAUGGGAAAGAUAGAGGAAAGUGCAUUGUAGAGAUCCAAAAUUUUACUUUAAUGAAGAUACUGGUAGGAAAAAUGGUUAAAUCUGUCCAAAAGUCAUAUUUGAAAGAGAUAGGGCGAUGGCAAUUAAGUUGGGGGAAAGUCCCAGAAAUUUAUCAUUCAGGUUUAUAUACCUACCACUGAUAAUGAGCACGAGGACGCAAAGGAGAUUUACGGAAAAAUUGAAACCAUCAUGAGAAACGAAGAUCAACGCUACGAAUGCUGUAGAAUAAGAGAAGGAGUUAGAAGAAUUGACAAAGGAAAAGGGUUUGGUUGGUACAUGAACAGCACCUGGUGAUCUCUACCGCAAGCAGAUAGAAAUGGUCUUUAAUUUUUGGCCAUCGACUAAGCCGUAAAUCUCGGUGGCUUAUAUUAAAACCUUAAAAAUUAAAAUCAUGAUGGCUUUAAAAAAAUUGAGUAGGUAUCUAUGACAAACUAUUUUGGUAAAUAAAGCUAUCAAAAUCAUUUUUCCGGCUUUUAUUUUUCAAUUCGAUCUAAAAUUCUUGUUCAAAAUGAGGGAGUGUAUUUCUGUUCACGUUGGCCAGGCUGGAGUUCAAAUUGGAAACGCUACUUGGGAGUUAUAUUGUUUGGAACACGGGAUAUCGCCGGAUGGUACUCUGCCCAGUAGCGAGGAAUCGAUGACUUCCGCCGAUAACUGCUACGGUACGUUCUUCUCGGAGGUAGAAAAUGGCAAAAUGGUUCCGCGGAUUGUCAUGAUCGACUUGGAACCUUCGGUCGUUGAUGAGAUUAGAACUGGAAAAUAUAAGCAUUUAUACCAUCCUGAGCAGUUGAUAACUGGGAAAGAAGACGCGGCUAAUAACUACGCCAGAGGCCAUUACACCAUUGGUAAAGAGAUGAUCGAGGUUGUAAUGGAGCGGUUGUACAAACUCUCCGAGCAGUGUUGCGGUCUUCAAGGUUUCUUUGUAUUCCAUUCGUUUGGUGGCGGUACCGGAUCUGGGUUCACUUCGUUGCUCAUGCAAAAAUUAUCGCAAGAUUUUGGGAAGAAAAGCAAACUGGAGUUCGUGAUCUAUCCAGCACCUCAAAUUUGUACUGCCGUAGUAGAACCGUAUAAUGCAAUCUUGACGACGCAUACGACUUUAAACCACUCCGAUUGCGCUUUCAUGGUUGACAAUGAAGCAAUCUACGACAUUUGCAGGAAGCGACUAAGCAUCGAACGACCCGACUACGUGAAUUUGAACAGACUAAUCAGCCAAGUCGUUUCGUCGAUUACAGCCUCUCUCAGAUUCGAUGGAGCUCUAAAUGUUGAUCUAACAGAAUUCCAAACCAACCUGGUACCGUAUCCCCGAAUUCACUUCCCUUUGGCGUCUUAUGCGCCGGUUGUGUCCUCCGAAAAAGCGUACCAUGAAGGAAUGUCCGUGUCCGAAAUCACGGCAGAAUUAUUUGAGCCCAGUAACCAAAUGGUAAAAUGUGAUCCACGCCAGGGAAAAUACAUGGCUUGCUGUUUGCUUUACCGUGGAGACGUGGUACCGAAGGAUGUUAAUGCAUCAAUCGCGCAAAUGAAGGCGAAAAGUAACGUCCGAUUCGUCGACUGGUGCCCGACUGGUUUCAAAGUCGGAAUUAACUAUCAACCUCCUACCGUAGUACCUGGAGGUGAUUUGGCUCGCGUCCAAAGAGCGGCUUGUAUGUUAUCAAAUACAACAGCGAUUGCAUCUGCGUGGAAUAAGCUAAACAAAAAGUUCGAUCUCAUGUACGCUAAGAGGGCUUUUGUACAUUGGUACGUUGGAGAGGGCAUGGAAGAAGGUGAAUUUAACGAAGCUCGUGAAGAUUUAGCCGCUCUGGAAUUGGAUUAUGAAGAAGUUUCUUCGGAAGGAUCGGGAGAUGGAGAUGAUUAAUCGGUGCAGAAACCUUUGUUACUAAGGAAUUAAUUAUUCGAAAACUGUAUUUUUGUAAUAAAUUGAAAUACCUUCUGCAAAA
This is a messenger RNA of Photinus pyralis (common eastern firefly), 2161 nucleotides long. RefSeq names its product tubulin alpha-1C chain-like. Lineage: Eukaryota; Metazoa; Arthropoda; Insecta; Coleoptera; Lampyridae. Gene Ontology annotation, biological process: microtubule cytoskeleton organization; mitotic cell cycle. The coding region runs from base 739 to 2079 and encodes 446 amino acids. The record is from RefSeq and is a predicted model, not a curated record. The transcript is spliced from 4 exons. Gene Ontology annotation, cellular component: cytoplasm; microtubule. Gene Ontology annotation, molecular function: GTP binding; structural constituent of cytoskeleton.